Rotaria sp. Silwood2 is the source of this 3902-nucleotide messenger RNA. The record is from the annotation of a GenBank genome assembly. NCBI's taxonomy places the organism in Eukaryota, Metazoa, Rotifera, Eurotatoria, Philodinida, Philodinidae.
AUGCAAUCAGAUAUGGGUGGUACCAAGUUGGUAGAACCACUUCAAUGGCUACAGCGACAUCCACCAGAACAAGGUCGAGCUCGACAAAUUUUUCUUUUAACUGAUGGUGAAAUUUCCAAUGUUAUUGAAGUACUGCAUCUUUGUCGUUCAAUAUCAACGUCAACCAGAAUUUUUUCCUUCGGUUUAGGAGAUUCACCGAGUCGAUCACUUGUUAAAGGUCUUGCACGAACAACCAAUGGUAAUUUCAUUUUCAUUCCGCCUAAGAGCAGUGUUGAUGUUUAUGUCGGUGAGCAAUUAAAAAAGGCUUUGCAAUCUUGCAUUGCUAAUAUUCAAGUCAAAUGGAAUUUGGGUACAUCGGUAUUGAAUGCUCCAAUGAAAACGCUCCCAGUCUAUGCCAAUCAUCGUCUUAUUGUUUAUGCAUUGACAGAUGAGCAAACUUCAACAUUUGAUCACCAUUCCAGUGUUGAAUUGCAUAUGAAUCAACAUCGAUUGGCUGCAGCGAUAGUCGAUCGUGUACCAAAUGUAAAUAAUACAGGUACCAUUGCCCGACUAGCGGCGAAAGCACUCAUUAUCGAAUUGCAACAUGCUAAAAUUCUGGAAAAAAAUGUGGAUGGUACGUUGCAAACUCGAUCUGAACAUCUUGCACCAUCGACAACAAUCAACGAUGAAAAAGAAAUGACAAUAAAGCGAAUCAUUGAACUAUCACUCAAACAUCAAAUUCUUAGUCCAUACACGGCAUUUGUUGGAGUGGAAAAACGGACUGACACAAGCAAUGCUGAAAUGGUUCCACGUGAAGUGCCUAUUCAAAUUACAGCCGAUGAUCAACAUUUGCAAACAGGGCAUUAUAAUAAUGUUUGUUUCGCUCGACGUAAGAUAGCUGCACGAGCAAAGACAGAUGGAUUUAUGUUGGAGGAACAUGAAUCACAGUUACACCUACCCCAGAAAAUUUCGUUAAAUGACACGCUACAACGUUGUAAGAAACACUUGUCUCACAUGGCACAUCGAUUAAGACGUUCACCUUCCCCGAUUGACGGUCAGAGAAAGCGAAAAAGUUCAUCUAGCUCUUCAAGUCCUCCAAGAACAUUUGAAAACACCAGAGAGCCUUUACUUGAUGCACCGAAGGCCAGUUCAAGUUCUCAUUUCGGCUAUUGUUAUUGUCACAUUGGAAACACGUUUUGCUUCCUAUUGCACCAUAUGGUAUUGUGUAGUGCAAAAAUCACGUCAGCAUUUCCUUGAUUUACUUACUCACGAUAGAAACCAAUUGGACACUUUAUUGGAGAGUAUUCGUCAACAGAUUUGAAUUUCCAUCAUCGUAGUUCUAUGUGAACAGUAUCAUGACUAUCGAACUCAAAUAUAAAUCUAGAGCUGUAUAUUUGAAAAUUUGAUGUUUUCAGUUGUAUCUGCUUAUUUUUCUCAUUUAUUUGAUUUGAAUUGGUUGUUUUUUCAGUAAAAUAUAAACGAUUUUAAUAGAAUCAAGAGUAAACGAGGUAUUUAUCUUUUUAUAGUCGAAUUUUUGUUUUGCUUGACAAAUAUAUUCUUUUAUUUUCUAUCUGUUUAAAUUUGUUUUUACUUCCAAAUUGAGAUGUAUUGGUCACAAUAGGAACCAAAUCUUAAAAUUUGUAUGCAUUCAUUAAAAAAUGAAAAGGAACCUAACUGUUUAUACUAUUUCUAGUUCAAGUUCUACUGCAUAUCAAGAAGAUUUCUUGAUGUGAACUGAUAAGUGAUACGCCAAUAAUUUUACAAGAAGUAAUAACAGAUAAUACAAACUUAUGGCAGUAAAUGAUGCUUUAAUAAUCAUACCUGUGGGUUAAACAGUUUAUGAGGCCGCUAUACAUGCAUCAACAAAACGAACUUGUUGUAAAAAGGAUGACUACAGAUAAUUAUCUGCGUCAAUCGGAGUGUGAGUAUUGGCAUUCACUCAAUGACAGCCAUACCAACACUCACACCCUUUCUAUUAUUGAUCAGUUUAAACGACUCGACAGAGUAGUUUAGUCCAAACAAAAAAGAUCAUUUUGAGUUUUUAAAUUCGACUAAAUUAGGAUUGCCAGUACAUUUUCCAAAAACAACAGUCAUGAAACGCAUAAGUAGUGCCUCAGACUCAUCAUAUCGCUUGUUUUCAACUAGUUUUUAUUGGUCUAGUGGAUGGGCGGAAGUUAUUCUGUCAUUUAGACUGUAUAAAAUGAUAUAAGUCUAUGUUCACGUCAUGAUCUGCCGUCAGAUAUGGAAUACUACCAGGUUAUAUGUUUGAAUUCAUGGCUCAUCUUCUUUUUCUAAUACUUCGACUAAUUAGAGUCUAAGUAGAAAUCUUAGAUUCAUAGAGUGCUUUGGAAGAUUCUAGAAUAAUCAAAGCAUUGUUAUAACUGACGAGCCUUUUCUACCACGGUUGUUAAGAUUUAUAAGGGAGAGGGAUCCAUGAAAAUCUCAAAUUAAACUUCAACUUACCGUACUUUCUUCGAAAAUAUAUGUGAGAUUUACAAAAUAUAAAAAUCAUAGGGAAUAUAUGACAACUGCAAAUAAAUUAUAUAUCAAAUAUGAUCGUAAAAAUAUUCGAGAGUUGAUUGUUCAACACAUGCCAUUGAUACAUUAUACAUCGACAAUUUGAAUAAUAUUGAAAACACGGUGCUAAAAUUUCCAUCUUAGAUAGUCCAGGAGAAGAUGUUGGAUACAAAAUCAUAAUUUGUCCAGCGUCCUGAGAAAAAAGCAUUAGCUUGUCCUGUAUUUCCUAUAAUUUGUAAUAAUAAUAAGCAAUCAGCCGUUGUCGAAGAAAUAAAUUGUUCAAAUAUUGAUUGAAUUUGUAAAUUAAAUGUUUGUGAUGAAGUAAUUGUCGUACUAAUAUAUCGAUCUGAAUAGAAUCGAGUUAAACUUUCAAAUACUGUUCUAUUUGUUAAUUUCCAAAAUGUACUUAAUGCUUCAAGUAAGAAUUUACGUGAUGCUCGAAAAUCACAAAAAUUUAAUAUCAGAUUUGGACAAGAUAAUGUAAGAUAUUCUCUCCAAUUAUGAGUUAUAUAAAUGUUAUUACACUCUUGAUGAAAUGUAUAAUUGGUAUAAAGAUAUUUUUUUUGUAUUCAAUAGAUAUUGUGUUUGUACAUGGACAUGUUAAAGUUUGAGAAUAAGUUAAAUAUAAUUGUGAAUAUUUUUUGAAUGAAAGUAGACUAACGUUAACACUCUUUGUGACAUUAACUAACGAAGUAUUUAUAAUAAGAGUAGUUGUUCAGAGAAAUAAAAGUAAAAUAAAUAAUCUUGUUGAUAUUCGUUCAUUUCGAAGAUUAAACUCAUUGGUUGAAGAUGGUAUUGAUGAGAAUAAAUUUAAGUUUUAACAAAAUCCAACAGUAGGUUGACCAAUGUUAUUUUCUGUAAUAAAUGAAUAGAAUAAUAAUUACUGUAAAUAGUGUAUAUUUAGCUAUAGUUUACAUUCAUUUCAUCUUCUAAAGGAUAUCCUAUGAGUAAUUUUACUAAAUCUCAGUGCACUUUUCUUUCGUUUCUUAAUCAUUAAAAAAAUACCUCUUAUGUUUAAAGAUAGAGAAUUUCAAGCUAAUUUUUUUGUCGACUUGACUUUCUCCAAGCAAGGAACAUAAAAACUGUCAAGCUUUGUAGUACUUGAGCUAGCGAAUCUAACCGUGUACAAAUGUUUUUACAGAUGAUAAAUGCUUUUUCUGAGAUGGAGUCAGAAAUCAAUGAGUUCCAUCUUAUUAUGAUCAAUAGAGCGUAAUUUGAGUUACAUAUUGACAUCAAAAGAUCAAAUAAAUGAUCUUUUGUUGAGUCGAAAAUGAACGAGUAAGAGAGCUUAAGUAAUCCAAAUCGAUGAAUUUUCAACUACCAGUUGAUCUUGAGAGUCUAAUAUCUCAGAAAACAAAAGUGAACGUAUCACCUAAGUCUCAGAGCUAGUGCAAUAUAUAAAACAA